AGGCGCUGCUCAGCCGCCUGGCAGCAGAGCGGGGAAAGCCACACCGGAGCCGGCUGAGCCCAGGUUCCCGAGCCCCAGGAGGUGGAUGGGGGGGCGCUUCCCGAAGCCGGGGAAAGGCGGACGCUGUGACUUGGCCAUGGGCGGCUGGAGGCACCAGGCAACUGCUGCAUGGAGUUUAAAGGGAGCCCUGCCCGGGGACAGGGAGCACUGACGGCCCCGGGGCGCCCCUGGGCCACGCGUCCCGCUGCCGGAGAUUGAUCCCGAGGCUCACCCCUCUCCUUCCCUGCCCCCGCCCCAUGCCCCCCGCUAAAAGGGGAGCGCUGGAGCCCCGCGAAAGCCCGUGCUCGCCUCGGGGGCUGCAUGUUUUCUACCCGCGGGGCGUGUGACCGGAGACUUCUCGUCUUGGGCGGAGGAAAAUAAACCACCACCGCCCCCCCGGCCAGCAGCGACCUGGAGGGGGGCCGAGGGAGCCAGGGGAGAAAACCCGUAGCGGCGGCGGCGGCGGCGGCGCCUGCUGGGGAGGUGCUCUGCUGGUGAGGGGGAAAUUGCUGAUUGCUAGAUGAGAGGAAAGAGAAACAGCGAUGACUACCACUGCAUGCCAGUAAGAGGGAAAACAGGUGGAGAAAGGCACUCUGGAUCCAUUCACUGAGGAGGGGGUGCUUCAUGAAAGACGGGAUCCUGUCUCCUUGCGGCUAGCAAAUACUGGAAAAGGUUGUACUUGCAGGGAGAAGAUGCCAUUCCACCAUGUAACGGCUGGCUUGUUAUACAAGGGGAACUACCUGAAUCGAUCACUCUCUGCUGGCAGUGACAGUGAACAGCUAGCCAAUAUCUCUGUGGAGGAAUUGGAUGAAAUCCGUGAAGCCUUUCGGGUACUGGACAGGGACGGGAAUGGCUUUAUCUCCAAGCAGGAGCUGGGCAUGGCUAUGCGUUCUUUGGGAUACAUGCCUAGUGAGGUAGAACUGGCAAUUAUCAUGCAGCGUCUUGAUAUGGAUGGGGAUGGCCAGGUUGAUUUUGAUGAAUUUAUGACCAUUCUUGGACCUAAGCUGGUAUCUUCAGAAGGGAGAGAUGGUUUUCUUGGAAAUACAAUAGACAGCAUAUUCUGGCAGUUUGACAUGCAAAGGAUAACGCUGGAAGAGCUCAAACAUAUUCUGUAUCAUGCAUUCCAGGAUCAUUUAACAAUGAAGGACAUUGAAAACAUCAUCAUCAAUGAAGAGGAGAGUUUGAAUGAAAACUCUGGCAACUGCCAACCAGAGUUUGAAGUUCACUCCCAGAAACAGAACAGACAGACCUGUGUACGGAAGAGCCUUAUAUGUGCAUUUGCCAUGGCCUUUAUUAUAAGCGUCAUGCUGAUUGCAGCCAACCAGAUCCUCCGGAGCGGCAUGGAAUAGCCUUUCAACAUAACACUGUGAACCAAACUCACCAUGCAUGCGCAUGCCAAUGGGUGAACUUUUUCCUCAAUCAACUUUGAAAAGGGAAAUAAAGAAAGAGGCGGGCAGAUAAAGAACCAGUCGACAAGGAACCCGAGGCCAGCAGUGUAAUACGUCUUGUGAAUCAACUACAUCCUCUUGGCAGGGACAUAAAAGGGCUGUCUUAAUGCUUUAAUGGUUUAGUUUCCUAAUGCAAUAAACAUAUAGGAGUCCUGAAUUAUUGCUUCAAAACGGCGGCGGUAACUUGAAGGAGGACUCACUUUCAUCCAGAGUUAUAUUUUGUGAUUCUGAAGAAGCGCAGCCUUACGAGCUAUUUUUGUGGGACUGUCUUUUAACCUAGGGGGCCAACAGACUAUUUUGAGUAGCUUUCCUGGAGUCCCACGUUCCCAGGAAGUCGAUCAUAGCGUAGCCACAAGCAACUACAGUUUGUUUUACUUCACUUACUUCGCUGUGUUUUCCCUUAUGACUGUGCGCUCAAGUCUACGGCAUUGGAGGGGAGCUAGAAAGUCCUUGUAUAGUAUUUUCAAAUUUCAAAAAGGAAAAUUUGCUAGUAUUGCGCAAAUUUUUAUUUUUUUGGUUUUAAACCCACCUUUGACAAGAUUGUGGGGGAAGCACUCUGUGCUUUUUUUUCUGUUUCAAUCAGGGCUUUUAAAAGAAAAGGAAAAAAAAGCUUGCUUUAGCACAUGGGCAUUUUAAAAAUCUGUGCACAGUCUUCCUACUGAGUCUGCAACCAGCGCUAUCAAUUAAAGAUCAUCAUGUUGGGCUCCAUCUGUGCAUCAGAGGUCACUCACUGGUUUUCAGCAAACUCGCUUUUGCCCUUGCUCUAAAUUGGUCUUGCACAAGCUUCUCAGACACCAAAAAUCCUAGGAGAACUCUUCCAAUAAAAACAAUAUUUUUUGAGUCCUGGCUCCAAUUACACGCUUUGUUAUGGAAAUGAGGUGUCAGAAGUCUCUAUGCUAGGCACCUUCUAUUAAAAAAUAUAUAUAUAAAGUAGCUCACACCUUUGACUUUUUGGUGGUGUUCGUUUUUGAUCAUUCGACUGUUCUGUCUUUUAUCAGGGGCAGUUUUUCCCCUCGUGCGUAGGCUCAUGGGAGAGAAAACUGAAAAGCAGAAAGCAACAAGCAGCGGAAGAGCUCAGAGUAGAAAAUACUGCCAUAUGUUACAUAGCACGUCAGCCGUUCAGAUCCUGAGAGUUACUCAUUUUUCCUGGAAGAGAUUUUCACGAGCGGCACAAACAAGAUCAGGGAGUUAUGCAGACAAAAGGUACAACAUGUACUGGGAUGAGCACAAGAACUACGCACGCUUGAUGCCAGGAUCAAAUAUGGAAUUUUUAUUUUUUUAAACAAGGCAUGAUCCUUGCAUUUAGCUUUGAACGAUCCUCGCGUGAUCUGGGUACGAGGUAGGGGUGAAAGUCACCUGCUAUCGUCAAAUGGACAGCGUGUGUCCGGGGAGGAGAGGAGGUGUUGGCUGUAUUUCUUUAGAUACCCGAGUGCAGGGUUAGAGCCCUAAGAGCUGCAGGAGUCGAGUGCUGCCAGCUACGUUAGAUGCCCCCGAGGGGGUGGAAAGCGUCACUGUGAAAGUGGGGCCAAGGAGCAGAUGCUUCACCUUUUUAACGGGAGGCAGAGCUUAGUCUCCAACACGCACUUCCCCCGGAUUGUCAGUGGAACUUUGGGUGCGCCGGCCACAAUCACUGCAGAGACGCACAGUGCUCCAUUCCUUCUCUCCCCCCUACAAUGCAGCCAAGCAUCUUAAACCCUGAUCUGUCCUGAAAACUAACAGUCUUUUUGUUUGGCUACCAGGUUGGUCUGUUACAUGUAAUGCGUAUUUUUAUUUGGUCUGAUUUGAAAGUGAUCACGAUGGAACCAUUCCUUCCUCUUCUUCUGCCUCCUCCUCCAUCUACAGACACUUCAGCCAUUCACAAUGGAUGUGUUCAGUAUCUCUCAUGGAUUUGCAUUCCUCUCCUCCCCCCCCCCCACCUAAAUCCACAAUCUUUUCAUCAUCCAUCUUUUCCCUGUUUCUGAGCAAGACAACUUUAGUUUUCAAAGCAACCAUGCAAUUUUUCUGCUUAGGUUUCAGGACAUGGCGUGCGUGCACACACACACCCCUUCAUUUCUGUUCUACUGUGGCCAAAACUGGAUCAAUGGGUAGAAUAUUCUCCGAGAAGCAUUCCUUCUCCCAGAAGGAGAGAUUUACGUACGGUAUGGGACAGGAACGGACUUCAAAACAAAACCAAAUCCUUGGAGAGUUCUAAACACAUGCUUCUCGUCACUAGGGAACAGAGAGAGUUAAAGGCUUUCUGCAAGGGACCCAGCAGAUCUAGUCGACUAAUGAGCAUUGAGACCUUGAUGCUGUAAAUGUGGACGACAGUUUCACAUCUCAGGGGCACGAUGAAAGUGGCAUCACUGGAACACAGCAUCAACACUACUUAUCACUGGGUGAUGUUUAUUAACAAUUUGCAGUUAUUGCCUGGAGGCUUAACACUUGCUUAAUAUUCCUAGUUGCCUGGUUGAUGGACCAUAUUGGUGCCUUUUGAAAGUUAGAAACCAACAUUCCACAUGGAGAGCAACCGAAGCCGGAGACAAGCGUUAAGUUAUGGUCUGACCCAGCCCCCCUGGUUCACUUUCUGGGGAGCUGGAUCAGAUCACUGGGGCCAAUCCCAAGACCCUUCCCUCGGGCACAAAACUCCCAUUGACAUCAGUGCGAGUUUUGCCUGAGAAAACUUGGCUCCGGGUACAUUAACAGAUCAACAUGGGUGUGUUGAUCAGUAUCGUAAUAGUAAAUGAAAGUCACCAGCGUUUGGCAAGUCUCAGUUACUUUAAUCAUCCCCAUUCCCUGAAAACAACGCAUGGAUUUCAGUAGGUGUUUGUGUUUAAUGUUUUAGUUUAUACAAAAACCAGGAUUGUAAUUUCAUAUUGUUCAGCAUAAAUAUUAAAUUGAUACUACUAGAAUGUUAUUAGGUUACAUAGAAGGACUCAAAAACAUGUUCCCCUUCUUAGUCAGUUACUCAGAAUAAGAACUCCAAAGCCAGGUGAUGCUUGAUUCAUAAAUAGGAAUUAGACUUUGAAAACUGAUCCUUGACCACAGUUAAAAAGCUCUGUUCUCAUUCCCCGCGUGGAGGGGAGCCUGGCAUGCAUCAGGAGUGGGAUAAAUCCCGCCCUCCAAAAUACAGGCACACAGUACUGCAUGUUUAGUAAUAUUAACUACUGCACGUGGGCAUGUCUUGCACAUCGGUAACUCACUCCGCACCUUGCACAGCGACACUACAAGUUCCAUGGGAAUUUCAGGGGGUGCUCCACAUUGCCUUUUCAUCCCAAAUGGCAAUCGCUAAGGCAACCCUGGCUACACAAGACAUGCACAGUGUCACAGAAACAUGCAACAGUUUCUUAAAGAGAACACCGCCCAAUUUCAUUAGUGUUGGUCAAACAGUAUUCAAGCCAAGAACGGAUAAACUUAGCCUGCCUUUUGGUUCAUGCAUCAUUCCCAGAUUCUGAAAAUACACUUGUAUCUAAGGGCUUGUCUAGGUGGAGGGUUGCACUGGUUUGUCUAACUAUGUGAAAUUCAACAGAUUGAUUUAAACUGGUGGAAAACCUCUGAGUGGACACACUUGUUUAAGUGUAGUAUUCUGGUUUAGCUAAACCAAACUAAAACAAUGAGUGUGUGUCCCCACAUUUGGAUUGCAUCAGUUUGAUCAAACCAGUGUAAGUCUGCAUGUAGAAAAGCCCUACGGUUUUGCUACUGAUUGGACAGUUCUUAUGUCAGUUGGUGAAUGGACAGCUACAGGCAUCUGCAGUGUGGGAUUGAUCAUAUGGAUUUUAAUGCUUCCUAUUGGAAGGACAAACUUUUUAAAAACAGGCGACUACUGAGCAAGAAGAAAGAGCCCGUCUGAUACUAAUUGGAGAGGCAUUUGGUAUUUGCCAAUAUUACUGCGAACAUGGACCGAAUCUGGAAAUUCAUGAGCAGUUAAGCGUAUGAGUCUCCCAAAAAGCUGAAUAGGAGGUUGUUGGUUUGUUUGUUACAGUGCCAGCUUGCCAAACCUGUAUAGAGCUGGGUAAGAAUCCAUGUAAGGAGGACUCUGGCUCGGUCUUACAUGAUCCAAGAUGAAAUUUUAGGCUGGUUCAGGAAUAUUUUUCAUCCUGAUGCUUUACAUU
This is a messenger RNA of Chelonia mydas (Green sea turtle), 5575 nucleotides long. It is a transcript of the gene CALN1, whose product is annotated as calneuron 1. The record is from RefSeq and is a predicted model, not a curated record. Bases 732 to 1388 code for a protein of 218 amino acids. Lineage: Eukaryota; Metazoa; Chordata; Testudines; Cheloniidae. Gene Ontology annotation, molecular function: calcium ion binding. The transcript has 8 exons.